AUGUCCGAGUCGUUUCCAAAGCAUCCCAUUCCUGCAUCCUCUAUUCAUCUCAUACAUCUUCCUACAUAUCUGAGUGUUUCUGAGCAAGAUGCAUCAGGGAGAAUCUUCCACACCCAGGAAGCGCGGUUAGGGACCCGACCAGGGUGCUCCAGCUCUGCAGGCCUGAAAGCAAUGAGGGGGAGAUUGAUGGAAAU
Sphenostylis stenocarpa is the source of this 194-nucleotide messenger RNA. The record is from the annotation of a GenBank genome assembly. Lineage: Eukaryota; Viridiplantae; Streptophyta; Magnoliopsida; Fabales; Fabaceae.